Sycon ciliatum is the source of this 731-nucleotide messenger RNA. RefSeq names its product leukocyte cysteine proteinase inhibitor 1-like. The record is from RefSeq and is a predicted model, not a curated record. Gene Ontology annotation, cellular component: cytosol. The coding region runs from base 78 to 398 and encodes 106 amino acids. The transcript has 3 exons. Lineage: Eukaryota; Metazoa; Porifera; Calcarea; Leucosolenida; Sycettidae. Gene Ontology annotation, molecular function: cysteine-type endopeptidase inhibitor activity.
GCCCUGCGCUUUUCAUAACCGUUUGUUUCGCUUUGAGGACUUAGCGUGCUUUCCUAUGAUACCACCUCGAUUUAAUUAUGGAGCAAAGUGCACAACUCUUGGGAGGAUGGAGUCAUCCACCGCAGGAGGCUAAUUUGGGUGUCCAAGAAAUCUGCAACCAGGUUCGAAAGGCAGUCGAGGACAAGAUCAACGGAGGCCUGCAAUUUGGGCAGUUUGUAGCCAAAUUCUACAUCGAGCAGGUUGUCGCUGGAAUGAACUACCGCAUCAGAGUUCAGAUCAAUGACGUGUCUUUGAUUCGCAUCGAAGUGUUUCAAAGUCCGCUUUUGGACGGUGUGCAAGCUGCACCCGUGCUGGGUGAAGUCGCCGCUGAUGGUCCUCUCAAUAGCCAGCCAUUCUGAUGUGCAAUUCCUCAUGAAACUCAAUAAUAUCAAAUGUGACGACUUGGAGGUAAUACAUUUCUUCUAUCCUUUGCUAUUUAGAUUUCCGAAGUCACUGAUUUUACUUUUUGAACUUUUAGACUUCAUCAGCUGUAUCAGAUUUCGACUUGGAAUAUACAUGUACAUUAAUAUGCCAUUCUGAUCAAUAGACAGUAUCUGUAGAAGUACAUGUAGAUGUACAUGCCAUCACGGAUUCUUCACAAUAUACCGCAAAACACUGACUAACUUCGCAUAAUUAUAUCGUAUACUCUGAGUGGCAGAAAGGCUAAUGUGUAGGUUUUACCCGCAAUCCUA